AUGGCAUCUGCAUCUGACCAGUCUGUUUACCGGGCCACAACCACGGCCCCCGUUAACAUUGCCGUUAUCAAAUACUGGGGAAAGCGUGAUACCACUCUUAACCUCCCGACCAACUCAUCUCUUUCGGUCACUCUUUCUCAACGCUCUCUCCGCACCUUGACCACUGCCUCCUGCUCUGCUGAGUAUCCCACUGCGGACACCCUGAACUUGAACGGCAAGCCUCAGGACAUUCAGUCUUCCAAGCGUACCCUCGCUUGUAUCUCCAACCUUCGUUCUCUCCGUAAGGCUCUUGAAGAUGCCGACUCUUCGCUCCCCAAGCUCUCUGCCCACCCUCUCCGAAUUGUCUCCGAGAACAACUUCCCCACCGCUGCGGGUCUAGCCAGUUCCGCUGCCGGAUUCGCUGCCCUGGUCCGUGCCGUUGCCGACCUUUACCAGCUGCCUCAAUCUCCCAAGGAGUUGAGUCGCAUCGCCCGCCAGGGCUCCGGAUCUGCAUGCCGUUCCCUCAUGGGCGGAUACGUCGCCUGGCGCACGGGCGAGCUUGCCGAUGGCAGCGACAGCUUGGCUGAGGAAGUUGCUCCUGCGUCUCACUGGCCUGAGAUGCGGGCUCUUGUUCUCGUCGUCAGUGCUGAAAAGAAGGAUGUCCCUAGCACCGAGGGUAUGCAGACUACCGUGGCCACCUCGGCCCUUUUCGCCGAGCGUGCCCAGAAUGUUGUCCCUGGUCGUAUGACUGCUAUCGAGACUGCUAUCCAGGCCCGCAACUUCCACGACUUCGCCGAGAUUACUAUGCGUGACUCCAACACCUUCCACGCUACUUGCCUCGACUCCUGGCCUCCUAUCUUCUACAUGAAUGAUGUCUCUCGUGCUGCUGUCCGCCUCGUGCACGAUAUUAACAAUGCCGUUGGCCGCACUGUCGCUGCCUACACCUUCGAUGCUGGCCCCAAUGCUGUCAUCUACUACGAAGAAAAGGACUCUGAGCUCGUUGCUGGUACCGUUAAGGCCAUUCUUGGCUCCAACUCUGAGGGCUGGGACGGUGUUUUCUACGAGAGACUUGCCGGAAUCACAGCUCCAGGUGUCGCUCUUGAUAAGAUCGACCCCCGCGCAGUUGAGGUCCUGAAGGACGGCGUUAGUCGUGUUAUUCUGACCGGUGUGGGCGAGGGCCCUGUCUCGGUCGAGGACCACCUUGUCAGCGAGACAGGUGAGAUUCUCAGCACCCUCUAA
Molecule: messenger RNA, 1218 nt
Organism: Penicillium brevicompactum
Lineage: Eukaryota; Fungi; Ascomycota; Eurotiomycetes; Eurotiales; Aspergillaceae
Gene: mvd1
Product: diphosphomevalonate decarboxylase MVD1
Exons: 2
Coding region: 1-1218 (405 amino acids)
Biological process (GO): isoprenoid biosynthetic process; isopentenyl diphosphate biosynthetic process, mevalonate pathway
Cellular component (GO): cytosol
Molecular function (GO): ATP binding; diphosphomevalonate decarboxylase activity
Source: RefSeq, a predicted model, not a curated record